This is a messenger RNA of Spea bombifrons (plains spadefoot toad), 4103 nucleotides long. RefSeq names its product ubiquitin protein ligase E3B (gene UBE3B). Bases 192 to 3404 code for a protein of 1070 amino acids. Gene Ontology annotation, molecular function: ubiquitin protein ligase activity; protein binding. The record is from RefSeq and is a predicted model, not a curated record. Lineage: Eukaryota; Metazoa; Chordata; Amphibia; Anura; Pelobatidae. Gene Ontology annotation, biological process: ubiquitin-dependent protein catabolic process; protein polyubiquitination. The transcript has 28 exons.
UACUAGGACAACAGUCCGACGGGAGCCGACAGGUGUUGGUUGCUGCCGGGAGUGGUUGUUUUGGGGAAUCUCUCGGACCCCUUUACCCUGAUUAAGAGGAAGAAGAAGAAGAAGAAGCCACAGAUGAUGAUGGUGAGGCUAUGUAUGACAGGACAUUAGUCUCUACAAUACAAAACUGAAAGUUCUUCAGAAUGUUUGGAGCAUCACAGGCUUCGAAGGACCAGUUCCUCGACAAGGCCAGACAGGCACGUGAGGAGAGGAAAGGCCUUAAGGAAAGAGAACGAGCUGCAAUCCGAAUCCAGGCACUUACCAGGAAGUUCCUGUGUCAAUGCCGCCUGCGCAAGGAAAUCAGAAAAGAAGUGGACAGCUUUCUUGAAGGCACAGAGAAUGGCUCAGUCAAAGCCAACGCUCUUUCCAUUUUUCAGCUAUCCCGAAAACUGCUAGUAAUAUUCCAAAUGCAGCCGGAUCGACUUAGGCUUGAAAGGCUGUGUCGUUGUAUUUUAAGCAGUCUGGAGUGUGAAAAUGAACCCAAGGUCUGGUAUGUGUCCAUUGCUCUUUCCAAAGACCUUACCCUUCUGUGGAUCAAGCAGAUUAAAGACAUACUCUGGUACUGCUGUGAGUUCCUCAAGACGUUAAAGCCCGACAUGAUGCAAGACUCCAAGAUUAUCACACUCUACCUCACGAUGCUAGUCAACUUUACAGACACUUCCACCUGGAAGAUACUCAGAGGGAAAGGAGAAAGUCUGAGACCUGCAAUGAACCAUAUCUGUGCAAAUAUCAUGGGUCACCUUAAUCAAAAAGGCUUUUACUCUGUAUUACAGAUACUGUUGACCAAUGGCCUGGCCAGAUCACGCCCAUCCCUUUCCAAAGGAACUCUAACUGCCCUCUUUUCUCUUGCAUUGAGGCCUGUGGUCGCAGCACAAUUCUCAGACAACCUUCUCCGCUCAUUCCUGAUCCAUAUAAUGUCUGUUCCAGCUCUUAUUUCCCACCUUUGUGUUCUUACUCCAGAUCGAUUAACUGUGAUCGAGUCUCAUGGGCUUUUCCAUAAAUUUAUCCUGUUCCUGAGUCGGGAGGAACAGUGCAGAGAUGUGUGCAUGUGCCUGGAAGGAAGCCAUACGCUUUGUUUGUUAGGUAACUUAAUUCAACUUGGGCACCUUACGGAAAAGGUUCUGGAGGAGGAAACAACUCACUUUGUCAGUGUCCUCACACACAUGUUGUCCUAUUGCCAGAAAUACGUGUCCCAAAAAAAAUCCAACCUUACUCACUGGCACCCCGUCCUUGGCUGGUUCUCUCAGACGGUGGAUUAUGGCCUCAACGAAUCAAUGCCCUUGCUCACCAAACAGCUUCAGCAUCUAUGGGGUGUUCAUAUGAUCCGCAUUUUGUUCCGGGAAGUCCUGAGCAAAAAGCUAGCUGAGAAUCAAGAUGUGAUGGUAGCCACUGCACAGAGCUCAUCCCCACAGAACAACCUGCCAAUGAAAAAUCUAUUUAAGCGAGCAUUUCAGAAAUCAGCCUCUGUCCGGCAUAUCUUGAAACCCAUUGGAGGAAAGCGGGUGGACUCCCAAGAGGUGCAAAAAGUAUGCAGUAUCUGUGUGCUGUACCAGACGGCACUGACCACCCUCACGCAGAUCCGUUUGCAGAUCCUCACUGGCCUUACCUAUUUGGAUGACCUUUUACCCAAGUUGUGGGCUUUUAUCUGUGAGCUUGGGCCUCAGGGAGGACUAAAACUGUUCUUGGAGUGUCUAAGCAAUGACACAGAGGAAUCCCGAAGACUCCUGGCAAUGCUGGUUCUGUUCUGUGACUGCUCCAGGCAUUUAAUUACGAUUCUUGAUGACAUUGAGGUGUAUGAGGAGCAGAUAUCAUUCAAGUUGGAAGAACUGGUCACCAUCUCAUCAUUCCUGAAUAGCUUUGUAUUCAAGAUGAUCUGGGAUGGUAUCCUGGAGAAUGCCAAAGGAGAGACCCUGGAGCUGUUCCAUUCGGUGCAUGGCUGGCUUAUGGUCCUGUACGAAAGAGACUGUCGCAGGAGAUUUGCCCCAGAGGACCACUGGCUGAGGAAGGAUCUUAAACCAGCUUUGCUGUUCCAAGAACUGGACAAAGAGAGGAAGCGAGCUCAGCUCUUACUUCAGUACAUUCCUCACGUCAUCCCGCACAAGAAUAGAGUUCUUUUGUUCAGAAACAUAGUCACGAAGGAGAAAGAGAAGCUUGGUUUAGUGGAGACCAGCACAGCAUCUCCGCAUGUCACUCAUAUCACUAUCCGAAGGUCCCGUAUGUUGGAGGAUGGAUAUGACCAACUGCGUCAGCUCUCCCAAAAUGCCAUGAAAGGAGUUAUCCGUGUAAAGUUUGUCAAUGACCUGGGUGUAGAUGAAGCUGGAAUAGACCAGGAUGGUGUCUUUAAGGAGUUUUUGGAAGAAAUUAUCAAAAAAGUGUUUGACCCUGCACUGAAUUUAUUCAAGACCACAAGCUCCGGAGACAGAUUAUAUCCAUCUCCAACAUCUUAUAUCCAUGAAAACUACCUCCAGUUAUUUGAGUUUGUAGGAAAAAUGCUUGGAAAAGCUGUAUACGAGGGUAUAGUGGUAGAUGUCCCAUUUGCCUCGUUCUUUCUCAGUCAGCUGCUUGGACAUCAUCACAGCAUCUUCUACAGCUCUGUAGACGAACUUCCUUCCCUGGACCCUGAGUUUUAUAAGAACCUUACUUCUAUCAAGCGUUAUGAUGGAGAUAUUAGUGACUUGGGCCUAACCCUUUCUUACGAUGAAGAUGUUAUGGGUCAGCUGGUCUGUCAUGAGUUGGUGCCAGGUGGGAAGUCAAUUGGUGUCAUCAAUGAAAACAAGAUCAGCUACAUCCACCUGAUGGCACAUUUCCGCAUGCAUACUCAGAUUAAAAACCAGACGGCGGCUCUUAUCGGUGGCUUCCGCUCCAUCAUCCGACCAGAGUGGAUACGCAUGUUCUCAACACCUGAACUGCAGCGCCUUAUAUCUGGAGACAAUGCAGAGAUUGACCUGGAUGACCUCAAGAAGCACACAGUAUACUAUGGAGGAUUUCAUGGCAGUCACCGAGUCAUUAUUUGGCUAUGGGAUAUUUUAGCAAAUGAUUUCUCAUCUGAGGAAAAAGCCAUGUUUCUAAAGUUUGUUACCAGUUGUUCCCGGCCACCUCUCCUAGGUUUCGCCUACCUCAAACCUCCCUUCUCCAUCCGCUGUGUGGAGGUCUCAGAUGAUCAGGACACAGGCGACACCCUGGGCAGCGUCCUCAGGGGUUUCUUCACCAUCAGGAAACGGGAGCCCGGGGGACGACUCCCUACUUCAUCAACCUGUUUUAAUCUUCUAAAACUCCCCAAUUACAGCAAGAAGGGAAUUCUGCGGGAAAAGCUGCGUUACGCUAUCAGCAUGAACACUGGCUUUGAACUGUCUUAGGAUUUCCUCCUUAAUUUAAAAGAUUCUGCUGGCAGGGGAGCCUCUAUGUCUUUGUAAAGCAAUGUAUUGGAGGACUGAAAUAACCACUAACACUACUUUUAAUUCAGUGGGUCCUUCCGCAUAUUUGUUUUAGAAUGUGAUUUCACCUUUAGUUACUGUUCCGGUGGUUCGAAGUUGGAAAAAGAUGUGUGAUGUUUGGAAUGCAAAGACGGAGAUACUAGUGAAGGCCUGUAAGAAAAUAUCCACUUUUUUUUGUUUAUAGCAAAAAUUAGUCCCUUUAGUGUCAGGUGUUGGCACAGCUUUGGAAAUCAAAGGGUACAUUAAUUUAUUUCAUGAUUUUAGAAUAUUUUUUACUCCAGUAACUAGUUGCUAACUGUAGAACGGCAAAGUCCAGGUGCUGCUUGCAUACUAUCCAGAUAAUCUGAAUUCAUAAGACAUCUACAAAUGGGCCUGGCAGAGAGAUCAGAGGCGGUCGUGUGAAGGUCUGCAGUGUACUGGGCCCAAAAUUCAUUACUGCACAACCAGUUAUGUAGAAUGUGAUAAGUGGAAGGUAGAACAUAACUGACAAGGGGGACAACAUGGAUGGAAAAGAUGAAGAAAGUGCUGCAGAACUAAAGAAGAAAGGUUGGGGUCAGGGUGCAAACGAGAGAAGUAACAAGCUAAGGGAAAGUGUACAAAGAACAAGAGGUACAAAAAGAA